AUGUCGGUAGAAAGAACACCACCACGUCCGCAAAGUAUGGAACGCGGCAAUGAGCCCGUUAACAUAUGCUCCAUAUGUUCAGAAUCGUUGCAAGACGAUCAGAAUUGCGUUAUUAUUCAAGGAUGUUCACAUAUAUUUCACAAAGUUUGUUUAGAAACAGCUUUGACAUCCUCAAUGACAUGUCCAUUAUUUACCGAUUCACCCAAAUUAACUUCUGGGUCGAAAAAUUAUCCCAAUGCUUCGUCACAUAAACCAUUCAAGGCUCGUGGUAGAGGUGGUAAAGUAUAUAAUACUCGAAUAAAUGCUGAAUCUGAACCAACGAGAAAUCAUAGUGCUGCUCAAGCCACGAAUGUAGUUGACUAUAACUAUAUUAAUCAAAUGAUAGAAACUACGAUGACACGUCUGCUUAGUUCUUUAAAUAUAUUAGCUUUAGGUGAACGUCAUGCUACUUCUAAUGACAGAACAAGCG
Musca vetustissima is the source of this 469-nucleotide messenger RNA. RefSeq lists its product as uncharacterized. Lineage: Eukaryota; Metazoa; Arthropoda; Insecta; Diptera; Muscidae. The record is from RefSeq and is a predicted model, not a curated record. The annotation marks the transcript as partial. The transcript is spliced from 3 exons.